Talaromyces proteolyticus is the source of this 1497-nucleotide messenger RNA. Its product is annotated as aspartyl aminopeptidase. Lineage: Eukaryota; Fungi; Ascomycota; Eurotiomycetes; Eurotiales; Trichocomaceae. The transcript has 6 exons. Gene Ontology annotation, cellular component: fungal-type vacuole. Gene Ontology annotation, biological process: proteolysis. The record is from RefSeq and is a predicted model, not a curated record. Gene Ontology annotation, molecular function: zinc ion binding; metalloaminopeptidase activity. Bases 1 to 1497 code for a protein of 498 amino acids.
AUGGUCAAGGUCAAUCAUAAGCAGGCCGCCCUGGACUUUUUAUCCUUUGUCAAUGCAUCUCCCACUCCCUACCAUGCCGUCAAGUCUGGAAAAGACCUCCUAGCUUCUGCUGGCUUCAAGGAAAUCAAGGAGAGAGACUCGUGGAGCUCGACUCUACACCCUGGCGGAAAAUACUACCUCACCCGCAAUGGAUCUACCCUUGUGGCAUUUGCCAUUGGCAAGAAAUGGAAGCCUGGCAAUUCUAUCGCCAUGGUUGGAGCACAUACCGACUCGCCCGUCUUGAGAAUCAAGCCAGUCAGCAAGAAGGGAGACGAAGGAUAUGUGCAGGUUGGCGUUGAAACGUAUGGCGGAGGUAUAUGGCAUACAUGGUUUGACCGUGAUUUGGGCGUUGCUGGCCGUGUUAUGGUCCGUGGAAAAGAUGGAAAUAUUGUGUCCAAACUGGUCAAGGUUGACCGUCCCAUUCUUCGCAUCCCCACCUUGGCCAUUCACUUGGACCGCAAGGAAUCAUUUGACUUCAACAAUGAGACACAGCUGUUCCCAAUUGCCGGUCUCGUCGAGGCUGAGCUGAACAGGACGAAGGGACAAACCACUGACUCGUCCAACGAUGAACCUGCAAAGAAAGCACUGAAAGCUGCAACCGAACGCCACCACCCAUACCUCGUCGAAUUGAUUGCGUCUGAAGUUGAUUCCAAGCCAUCUGAAAUUCUUGACUUUGAGUUGAUUCUUUUCGACACUCAAAAGUCAUGUCUUGGAGGGCUGCUCGAAGAAUUCGUCUUUUCUCCCCGCUUGGACAACCUCAACAUGUCAUUCUGUGCGGUUCAAGGACUCAUCGAGUCCGUCCGUUCUGCAACAGCACUCGAUGAUGACAAUGCGAUCAGACUGAUUGCAUUGUUUGACCACGAAGAAAUCGGCAGUAAAUCAGCCCAGGGUGCCGACUCGAACACCUUACCCGCGAUUCUCCGCCGCCUAUCAGUCCUACCUGCAGAAGAUUUCGGCUCCGAAAAAUCCUACCAUAAAGUCGGCAAUGAGUUGGACAUAACCACUGCCUUCGAGCAGAGUCUUUCCACCUCAUUCCUGCUGUCCGCCGACAUGGCCCAUGCCGUUCACCCUAACUAUAGCGCCAAAUACGAAGCCGAUCACAAGCCUCAGAUCAACGAGGGACCUGUAAUCAAGAUCAACGCAAACCAACGCUACGCCACCAACUCCCCCGGCAUCGUUCUUCUGCAGGAAGUUGCCGAAAAGGCCACUGAAGAUGGAGGAGAUGUGGUUCCAUUACAGCUGUUUGUAGUCCGCAAUGAUUCCUCAUGCGGUAGCACCAUCGGACCAAUGCUAUCUGCGAACUUGGGGACAAGAACUCUUGACCUUGGAAACCCGCAACUGAGCAUGCAUAGCAUUCGCGAGACGGGAGGCACCCAGGACAUCGGACACGCCAUUCGGCUGUUCGCCAGCUUUUUUGAACAUUAUUCAACUUUGGCACCUAGCAUUUUGGUCGACUAA